AUGGCUUCCAAUGUGCAAGACUCGCCUGUGGUCCAGCAGACAUUUGUUGAGGAAAUAGAUUAUAGUGAAAUACAGGAGCUGUCGGUAGUGGGAAAAGGUGCGUUUGGCGUGGUAUGGAAGGGCUUAUGGCGGAACACGUAUGUCGCAGUGAAACACAUAAACUCAGAGGCAGAAAAGCGUGAAUUUGCUAUUGAAGUCCGGCAAUUAUCGCGUGUUUCACAUCCAAAUAUCGUACGACUGUAUGGCGCUUGUACUAAAGGAGCUCAUGUUUGCCUCGUAAUGGAAUAUGCAGAAGGUGGCUCACUUUACAAUGUUCUUCACAACAGGCCCAAGCCAAAAUACACUGCAGCACAUGCCAUGAGCUGGGCACUGCAAUGUGCUGAGGGUGUUGCCUAUUUACAUGCAAUGAAACCCAAGCCAUUAAUACACAGGGACUUAAAACCUCCUAAUUUAUUAUUAGUUGGGGGUGGUCAGCGGCUCAAAAUAUGUGAUUUUGGAACAGCAGCUGAUAAAGCUACUUAUAUGACAAAUAAUAAAGGAAGUGCGGCUUGGAUGGCACCUGAGGUGUUUGAAGGGUCAUCAUAUACAGAAAAGUGUGAUGUAUUUUCAUGGGGCAUUAUUCUUUGGGAGGUGUUAUCUAGAAGGAAGCCUUUUGAAGAAGGUGGUUCAGCAUUUAGGAUUAUGUGGGCGGUACAUACAGGGCAAAGGCCUAAUCUUAUUGAGGGUUGUCCUGAGCCAAUUGAACAAUUAAUGACACAAUGCUGGCACAAAGUACCAGCUGAGAGACCUAGUAUGGCGAAAGUAGUCGAAAUUAUGACGGCGCUUUGUGCUUUCUUUCCUGGAGCUGAUACUCCAAUUGACUACAAUGAUUGUGAAGACGAUGACACAGAAUAUUCGGACGAAGACUUUAUUAUGUAUGACACCCAUGAUAGUUUAGAUGCUGAAACAGAUAAUACAUCACAAGUUCAUGACUCCAUCAACUAUCCAGAAGAAACGUUGUCGAAUCCUGUAAUGUACAGACAUUCAAGCAGGCCCGAAUUGUCACCAAGGCCGCGUAGUCUAGUCGAAACCCAAGUAAAUAAACUUCAAAAUCUCAUAGCAUCUGAAGCUCAACCAAAAUCAGGUGCCUUAUAUAAAGACGACUUAGACUUACAAAAUAGAAUAGGCCCAGUCAGAAUUCCACAGCAAUUUAUAAAGCCAGAGUCAUAUGCUGAAGCUGGUCGGUCACCAGUUAUUAUUAACCGUACAUCUAGUUCUCCUGUACCGUCUGAUAAAACUUACAUGCCAAGUGAAGGAAGUACACCACAAGACACUUUACGUAUUGUCCGUAGCCCUGCUAUAUUUAGUGAGAGUUCAUCGCCUAGAAGACUAUCACCAAUAGUUAAUUAUAACAUUGGCAACAUGAAUCCAAGGCAUAUAGACAUAGAGCAAUACUGGAACAGAGAGAACAACAAGUCACCAGUUAGAAGUCCAUCUAUGACAAGUAACACUAAUUCAUUAAAAAAGGAGGAUUAUAAUCAAAACUACUGUGAUAGAUUAAGUGCAGGAAAUAGCCCCAUGACACCUAAGGAGUUCAAUGGAAAUAUGCAGCAAAGAACACUGGAUUCACGAUAUCAAACACCAUUGCAAAUUGAAGUAGAUCCUAACGCGUGGGAGCUGAAUGACUUGCCGCUCGAUUUUGAUGGUUACGUGGAAGUCAAGAAUAUGGCGGGAUUUGAUAAAUUUAUCCCAGUCGGUAACAGUAGCGGGUCGACACCGGCAGAGGGCGGAGCUCAGCCACCGUCGGAGCCCGACCCUGACCUGGACUCCAUGCACAUGAUGCUCGAUCCACACCUGAGACCCAUCUCGCCGGACCUCAGCAACGAGGAGUCCAAGCGCAUCUUCGAGGAACACAAGCAACUGGCGCAAGAGUACCUUAAAACGCAGACUGAGUUAGCGUAUUUGAGCAAUCACAAAUCAGAACUGGAGGAAAAUAUGGACUCAGAGGAGCUCCGGCAGAAAAGAGAAAUUAUACAACUUGAAAAUGAGAAGGACUCGUUACUUAAAUUAUACUGUACCCUCAAGAAGCAGUUAGCGCGAGCUGAGAACGAAAGUUGGUUACUACAAGAGGAUAUGCCGCACGAGUGA
This is a messenger RNA of Parnassius apollo (apollo), 2127 nucleotides long. Lineage: Eukaryota; Metazoa; Arthropoda; Insecta; Lepidoptera; Papilionidae. The record is from the annotation of a GenBank genome assembly.